This is a messenger RNA of Juglans regia (Persian walnut), 2716 nucleotides long. Its product is annotated as putative pentatricopeptide repeat-containing protein At2g01510. The record is from RefSeq and is a predicted model, not a curated record. NCBI's taxonomy places the organism in Eukaryota, Viridiplantae, Streptophyta, Magnoliopsida, Fagales, Juglandaceae. The transcript has a single exon. Gene Ontology annotation, biological process: RNA modification. Gene Ontology annotation, molecular function: protein binding; RNA binding; zinc ion binding. The coding region runs from base 47 to 2104 and encodes 685 amino acids.
UUUGAUUUCCCAAAUUUUGCUUUUACGCCACUCCUUAUGAAAAAGCAUGUGCAGGCGCAUGCUCUGGGACUCUGCCACCAUAGCGCACGUUAUUCAAACCUACGCACAAUCUAGACAGUUCAACAAAGGGAAGCAGCUCCACGCCCAGUUAAUAUGCGCAGGUUACCCACUAAACACCUUCCUCACCAACCACCUCCUCAACAUGUACUCCAAAUGUGGUGAACUCGAUCUUGCUCUGAAACUGUUCGACACAAUGCCUCACAGAAAUAUGGUUUCUUGGACAGCAAUGAUCACUGGAUUUUCUCAAAACAAGAGGUUUACAGAGGCAUUAGAGAUAUUUUGCCUAAUGCGGAAUGCCUGUGAAAGCCCGACUCAGUUUGCAUUUUCGAGUGUUGUUCGCGCUGGUGCUGCUCUUGGGUGGAUUGAGUUUGGGAGGCAAAUGCAUUGCCUCUCGUUGAAAUGUAGCUUUAGUUAUGAAUUGUUUGUGGGGAGUAAUUUAGCAGACAUGUAUUCAAAGUGUGGUUCAAUGGUUGAAGCUUGUAAAGUUUUUGAGGAGAUGCCUUGUAAGGAUGAGGUGUCAUGGACCGCAAUGAUUGAUGGUUAUGCAAAAAAUGGUGAUUUUGAGGAAGCUUUAUUAGCUUAUAAGAGGAUGAUUAAUGAUGGACUUGUGAUUGAUCAGCAUGUUCUUUGCAGUACUUUAAAUGCUUGCGGGGCACUUAAGGCUUGUAAGUUCGGGAAGGUAUUACAUUCGAGUGUUGUGAAGUUGGGAAUUGAAUUGGAUACUGCUGUAGGGAAUGCCCUUACGAAUGUUUAUUUGAAAGUGGGAGAUAUGGAAAAUGCUUUGAAUGUGUUUGGGACUGAACCUGAGGGUAGAAAUGUUGUGUCUUAUACUUCCUUCAUUAAUGGGUAUGUUGAGGCAAAUCAGAUUGAGAAGGCAUUUGAUGUUUUUUCUGAGCUGCGGAUGCAUGAAAUUGAACCUAAUGAGUAUACUUUCUCUAGCUUGAUCAAGGCGUGUGCUAACCAGGCUGCCCUUGAACAAGGAAUCCAGCUCCAUGCCCAAGUGUUUAAAUUUAAUAUGGACUCUGAGCCUUAUGUUUCUUCAAUUCUUGUUGACAUGUAUGGUAAAUGUGGCUUACUUGAUGAUUCAAUCAGGGUCUUUGAGGAGAUUGGGGACCCAACUGAAAUUGCAUGGAAUUCUUUGGUGAGUGUGUUUGCUCAGCAUGGUUUAGGUAAAGAUGCCAUAGAAACUUUUGAUAGGAUGAUUCAAAAUGGGUUGAAACCAAAUGGAAUAACGUUUGUCAGUCUUUUAACAGCAUGUAGCCAUGCUGGACUAGCAGAUGAAGGGUUGAAAUACUUCCAUUCCAUGGAGAAGAUUUAUGGUGUAGUGCCUAGAGAAGAACAUUAUUCCUGUGUGAUCGAUUUACUUGGCCGAUCUGGGAAACUUAAGGAAGCUGAAGAAUUUAUCAACACCAUGCCAAUUGAACCAAAUGCUUUUGGAUGGUGUUCAUUCCUUGGGGCUUGCAGGACUUAUGGUGACAAGGAGAGGGGCAAACUUGCAGCAGAGAAACUGAUGAAACUUGAACCUGAAAAUAGCGGGGCUCAUGUUUUGCUUUCAAAUAUAUAUGCAAAGCAAAGGCAAUGGGAAGACGUAAGGAGUUUAAGGAAGAUGAUGAGAGAUGACAAUGUGAAGAAAUUACCGGGUUAUAGUUGGGUUGAUGUUGGAAACAAAACCCAUAUCUUUGGAGCUGAAGACUGGGCCCAUCCUCGAAAGAAGGAAAUAUAUGAAAAGCUUGACAGUCUAUUCGAUCAGAUUAGAAAAGCUGGAUAUGUUCCUUACACAGAUUCUAUUCCAUUUGAUAUGGAUAAAAGUUUAAAAGAGAAAAUUCUUCAUCAUCACAGCGAGAGGAUCGCUCUAGCAUUUGCACUAAUUAGCAUUCCAGCCGGAAAGCCAAUCAUUGUGAAGAAAAACAUAAGGGUGUGUGUGGAUUGCCAUUCUGCAUUUAAGUGCAUUUCCAAGGUGGUUGGGAGAAAGAUUGUUCUCAGGGAUAACAGCAGAUUUCACCAUUUUGCCGAUGGGUUUUGUUCCUGUGGAGAUUACUGGUAAUGUUGGCUUGAGAGCUUGUCAUGGCAAUGCCCAGAAUACGAGGUUGGUGGUCAUGUGAAGGAGUUUUGGGAAACUACGGAGCCUCUCUUAACUGAUUGCCGUACCAUUUGAACUGGAGGCCCCAUGCACAGAUGAUGAGCCACAGUUCUUGUUGGCAAUUGAUUUUUUGAUAAUUAGUCGUGGCAAUAAAUAGAAAUACAAAUGUAGAUUAGAUGGCCACCAUGCGUUCUUAAAAAAACACGAUUUAAAAAAAGAAAAAAGAUGACCACCAUGCAGUGAUGGGGGGCUAAAGCUUCAAAAUCAAAGGGAAAGUAAGGACACGAAUGACAAUCAGGUCGUAGUUUGGAUGACAAAGUUCCAAGUUCCUUUCCCACUCCACUCUAUCACUCUGAGUCUCUGACAAUAGAACAUGUACCUUUUUGGCGGAUUCAGAAAUGCGAGAUCUAUGCCUUGUUUAGUUAUGCAGUUUAGAUAAAAUGAUAUGAAAUGUUUUAUUGAAAUUGAAUAAAAUAUUGUUAGAAUAUAAUUUUUUAAUUUGAGAUUUGAAAAUAUUGAAUUGUUUAUUAUAUUUUGUUUAAGAGUUUGAGAAAUUUAUAAUGAUGAGAAGAGAUG